Molecule: messenger RNA, 678 nt
Organism: Rotaria sp. Silwood2
Lineage: Eukaryota; Metazoa; Rotifera; Eurotatoria; Philodinida; Philodinidae
Source: the annotation of a GenBank genome assembly
AUGAGUGACUACAAACGUUUGAUUCAAUAUGAUGGAUUGGAAAUAGCAAAUGAUCUUUUAAAUUCAAAAAAAGAUGAAAAUAUUAUAUUGAUGUGGGUUGAUAAUCAUAUCGAUAACGAAAUCAAAGAUGCCAUGACACAAAUAAAUGAUGAUGACAAAAAUGAUAAUAUCAUUUGUUGUAAUUCUCAACAUGCAAUUGAUUGUAUUGAUAAAAAUGAAUUUGAAAAGAUAAUUAUUAUUGUAGCUGGAAAAUAUUCCCAAGAAAUAAUUCCAUUAAUUCAUAACAAAGAUAAAAUUGAUAGUAUUUAUAUAUUUUGUUUAAAUUCAAAUAAAUAUCAAUUACUUAUUGAUAUGAGAAAAUAUUCAAAAAUACUAGGUAUUUAUACAGAAUAUCAACAACUAUUUGAUUUGAUGUGUUGCAAAAAACAAUUAUGUUUAUUAAUUAAAUUUCGUUUGUUUAAUCAAAAACAAAAUGCUAUUCAUUUUUUAUCAAAUGAUUCAACAGGAUACUUGUUCUAUCAAGUUUUAAAACAUUUAUUAUUUCUAAUGCCAAAAAAUGAUCAAAAUAAAAUUGAAAUGUUAAAUAGUUGUCGGUAUUAUUAUAGAAAUCAUCCAUCACAAUUGAAAUUAAUUGAUGAAUUUGAGAACAAAUAUAUACCAGAAGAUGCAAUAUCUUGA